Lachancea sp. 'fantastica' is the source of this 423-nucleotide messenger RNA. Lineage: Eukaryota; Fungi; Ascomycota; Saccharomycetes; Saccharomycetales; Saccharomycetaceae. The record is from the annotation of a GenBank genome assembly.
AUGAAGUCCGGACCAUGCUUCAUCUCGCUGAUCGAUCACAAUGAUCGACCAUUGCUGAUUCAUGUAGCCAAAUCUGAAAACCGCGAGAUCGAAAACGUGUUCAAAUUUAACACUUUUUCCAACAUAGCUUUGGACUACUUCGGAAGUGACCUAUAUGAAUGGACGAACACAAGUCAGGAAAGUCGCGACAUUAAAGACCUAUUCCAGCUCGAAGGUGUUAGCGUGUAUGGGAAAUUGAUCAAACAGACCGGUUUGAAAAUCGUGGUGGGAUUUUGGAGUAGUUCUGAGCACACUGACGAAACGCUUGAAAAUGUGUUUGGCGAUAUUUCAAGGUUGUAUAUAAAAUGCAAGUUCAAUCCAUUCUUGAACAGCGAUGAAGACCUGAUGGAGCAGUUACAAAAGAAAUUUGACGAGAAAUUUUAG